Messenger RNA from Sphenostylis stenocarpa, 567 nucleotides. The record is from the annotation of a GenBank genome assembly. Lineage: Eukaryota; Viridiplantae; Streptophyta; Magnoliopsida; Fabales; Fabaceae.
AUGUCGAAUUUGAGUUUCCUUAAUUUUCACAAUAGCAGCUCUUUGGGUCACUCCUCUCAACCCAAAAGUACAACCCCAAACAGCAACAACUUCAAACCAAACCAGACAUCAAAUAUGGGAUGCAAUUUUCAGCCAAAAUCAGAGGAAAUGAAAUGGGUGUUUGACAAGUUUGACACCAACAAAGAUGGCAAGAUUACCCUUGAAGAGUACAACGUAGCUGUGAGGACAAUGGGGUGGGGAAUUGGAGGCACUGAGGCUGUGGAGUCUUUUCGGGUGAUGGACUCUGAUGGAGAUGGCUCCAUUGAUUUCAAAGAGUUCAUGGAAAUGUUCAACGUAGAGGAGAGGGUGAAGGAAACGGAGAUCAAGAGUGCUUUUCAGGUGUUUGAUUUGAAUGGAGAUGGAAAAAUCAGUGCAGAGGAAUUGUCACAUGUUCUGAAAAGCCUAGGAGAGAGUUGUAGCCUCAGUGCUUGUAGGAAAAUGGUGAUGGGGGUAGAUGGAAAUGGAGAUGGCUUUAUAGACUUGAAUGAGUUUAUGAGGAUGAUGAUGAGUGGCAAGAAACUCACCUAA